AUGUCAGCCUCCAGUCAUGCAAUUGAAAAGGCUGUGGUUGCCACAGCUGGGGCUAUGUUACUCUUUGCAGCUGUUUUUGUUUACUUUUUUCACAAAUUUGUGCUUGCUAGAUACCACCAGAGACACAAAAUUGGAGCAAGUUUGCUUCGAGAAUCUGGAGUGAACCUUGAGUAUAUAAACAAAGUUGGUGGCAAUGUGAAGGGAUUAAUUGUUGAAGAAAAUGGGGUUGAUGUUCUUUAUGUGAUGGACACAGAAAGAAGACCAUUGAUAACUGGAUUCCAAAAUAGUAUACUUAAUCCAAGUUAUGAACAUGAUGAAGAAGAAAAGAGAAUAGAUAUAAUGGUCCAAAGGUCCAAAGUAUCCAAGCCUGAAAUUCCACAGGCAUGUGAAUCUCCAAGCUUGGUUGGUCAAGAGAAUCAAGUUAAGCCAGAAUCACACACACCAUCAUUUUCAACAUCACUAACACCAAGACAGAACUUGCCACAAUCACCUCAGCUAGCACCUCCACUCCAACCACCACCACAAUCUCCACCAAUCAUAAUUGAGAACAAGAAAACCCAACCACCACCACCUCCUCCUCCUCCAACUCGUCCUCCACCACCACCACCUGGUCCACCUCCUCUUCCAAAGGCCAGUGGCUUCAUUUCAUCACUGAAACCCCCACCUUCACCCAAAGGGAAAACAAACAUAAGGAGCACUAAAGAGGGUAUGACAGGGGAGAGUUCAAGAGAGAAGGGUGUUGGUCAGACAAGACUGAAGCCUCUACACUGGGACAAGGUUGUAGCAAAUGUUGAUCAUUCAACAGUGUGGGAUCAGAUCAAUGAUGGCUCUUUCCGGUUUGAUGAUGAACUAAUGGAAUCACUCUUUGGAUAUUCAAGUAGCUAUAAAACGCAAGAAAGAAACAGAAUUCUUUCCACUAUGGCUAAGUCCAAUUCCAAUGCACCAGCUCAAAUAUUUAUUCUUGACCCAAGGAAAUCUCAAAACACUGCAAUUGUGCUAAGAUCACUUGCCAUUUCUCGCAAGGGAAUCUUGGAUGCAGUUCUUGAUGGUCAGGGUCUAAGUGUUGAGACACUUGAAAGACUCACUAAAAUAGCUCCAACCCAAGAAGAGGAAGCCAAAAUCAUCCAAUUCAGUGGCAACCCGGAUCAGCUCGCUGAUGCUGAGUCUUUCCUGUACUACAUCCUUACAGCAGUUCCAACAGCAUUCAACCGUUUGAAAGCAAUGCUGUUCAGGUCGAGUUAUGAUUGUGAAGUUCUUCAGCACAAGGAACAGCUACAAACACUUGAAAUGGGUUGCAAGGAACUGAGAACUAGUGGUCUGUUUCUGAAACUCCUUGAAGCCAUUCUCAAGGCUGGGAACCGGAUGAAUGCUGGAACCUCAAGAGGCAAUGCACAAGGUUUCAACCUCAGUGCUCUUAGAAAACUUUCUGAUGUGAAAAGCACAGAUGGGAAGACUAGCUUGCUUCAUUUUAUAGUAGAACAAGUGGUUCAGUCAGAAGGAAGAAGACAAGUUCUCUAUCAAAAGCACAAACUUCACAUGAGCAAUGUUGAAACAAGCAAUGUAAAAAAACCUUAUUCAUAUAGCCUGACACAACAAGAGGCAGAUAAAGAAUACACAAUGCUUGGUCUGCAAGUGCUAGGUGGGCUAAGAGAUGAGUUAUCUGAAGCAAAGAAAGCAGCCAGUAUUGAGUAUCACAAUUUCAUCACAAUGUGUACCGCUCUCAAUGCUCAUGCUAGUGAAAUUAAACAGAUUAUAACAUGUUGUGGCAAUACCAGGAGUGGUGGAUUUAUCAACGAAAUGAAAGGGUUCCUAGAGGAAUGUGAGGGAGAACUUGAGGUGGUGAAAGAGGAGCAGACAAGGAUCAUGGAGCUUGUGAAAAAAACAAACGAUUACUAUCUAGCAGGAGCAUCCAAAGACAACAUGGUAAACCCCUUUCAACUGUUUGAUAUUGUAAAGAAUUUUGUUGACAUGGUAGAUCAGGCUUGCAUAGAACUAAAAAGGAAGGUAGAAAAGAAGAAUUUGGGAGGAGAAGCUGCCUCAACAACACCACCUUUGUCACCAUCAAAGAGGGCACCACUGAGAUUCCCUAACUUCGAUUUGUAUUUUCUGUCCAAUGUUUCAGAAACUUCAUCUUCUAGCCAAUCAGAAGAUGAUUUCUGA
This is a messenger RNA of Sphenostylis stenocarpa, 2160 nucleotides long. The record is from the annotation of a GenBank genome assembly. NCBI's taxonomy places the organism in Eukaryota, Viridiplantae, Streptophyta, Magnoliopsida, Fabales, Fabaceae.